CCCGCCACAAAAAGCAUUUCAGUAUAAAAGCCUCUGGUAGUAUCUGAGCUGUCAAUCGUGUUUUUCCCCUCUUCUUUUUUCUUCAUCUCACACACUUGUUUCAAUAUGUCCGGAGCUAAACUCGCACAAUUCGGCAAGCAACACAUCGCCAAGGGUAUCGGCCGUUCCACCGAGUUGGUCCUUGAACGCGCUCAAGGCACUUAUGUUUACACAGUCGAUGGCAAAAAGUACCUCGAUCUCACCACGGGUAUCGGUGUCACCUCGACUGGCCACAACCAUCCCAAGGUUGUCAAGGCUGUCCAGGACCAAGCUGCCAACCUUGCCCACGGCCAAGUCAACUUGUUCUUCCACAAGCCCAUGUUGGAUCUUAUCGAGCGCUUGCAGCCCAAGAUGCCCUCUCCCGAAUUGGACACCUUCUUCUUUGCCAACUCGGGUGCCGAAGCCGUUGAGAACGCCGUCAAGUUGGCCCGCCAUGCCACCAAGCGACAAAACAUCAUUGUUUUCCAAGGCUCCUACCACGGCCGUACGUUUGGCACCAUGGGCUUGACCACUUCCAAGACUAUUUACAGCGCCGGCUUUGGUCCCUUGAUGUCUGGCAUCCACGUGGCCCCCUUCCCUUACCACCAACAAUGGGCCAUUCACAAGGCCGAUCCCACCCAAUUCGAUGCUGAAUGGUGCUCGCAAGAAUCGUUGAACCAAUUCGAAACCUUGUUGAAGCAGCGCAGCCACCCCGAAGACACGGCUGCUGUCUUGAUCGAACCCGUCCAGGGUGAAGGUGGCUAUGUUGCCCCUCCUGCCAGCUUCUUGCAAGGCUUGCGCAAGAUCUGUGACAAGCACGGUAUCUUGUUGAUUGCUGACGAAGUCCAGUCUGGUUUCGGUCGUACCGGUAAGAUGUUUGCUGUUGAACACUCUGGCGUUGUUCCCGAUAUCUUGAUCAUGGCCAAGGGUAUUGCUUCCGGUUAUCCCAUCUCUGGUAUCGUCUCAAAGAAGGAACUCAUGGAUCGUCAGCCCGCUGGCUCCAUGGGCGGUACUUACUCUGGUAACGCAGUUGCUUGUGCUGCUGCCAAGGCUACUUUGGAUGUCUUUGAGGAGGAAAAGUUGAUUGACAACUGCAAUGCUCGCUCUGAGCAAUUCUUCAGCGCCUUCCGCUCCCGCAUCCCCGCCUUGUUGCCCAAGGGCGUCACUGCCGAUGUUCGUGGUUUGGGCUUGAUGAUUGGUAUUGAGUUCAUGGGUGUACCAUAUGGUUUUGCUGGCAAGAUCACUGCCGAGGCCAUGAAAUUGGAUACCAUCUUGAUGACCACCUCCAUCUACGAAACCUUGCGUUUGAUUCCUCCGCUCAACAUCACCAAGGAAGAGACCGACCUUGCCAUUGAGCGUGUCCUUGCCAGUAUCGAGGCUGCUUUCAAGGCUUAAAUGCUGUCUCUUUUUUUUUCCCUCUUUUUGAUUACUUAUAUCUACCUCUCCUCCCCUGUAUAUUUCAACCAAACUCAUGUGUAUUAUUAGUAUAGCAUGUUCUUUCUAUCUCUUCCUUCUGUUCCCUGUUUCUAUUCUCAUUGCCUUUCUCAUUAAACAAUGUU
Zychaea mexicana is the source of this 1577-nucleotide messenger RNA. RefSeq names its product pyridoxal phosphate-dependent transferase. The record is from RefSeq and is a predicted model, not a curated record. The transcript is spliced from 3 exons. Lineage: Eukaryota; Fungi; Mucoromycota; Mucoromycetes; Mucorales; Lichtheimiaceae. Bases 106 to 1413 code for a protein of 435 amino acids. Gene Ontology annotation, molecular function: identical protein binding; pyridoxal phosphate binding; transaminase activity.